ACAUACUUCACUCUUGGCACACAUAUGUAGUCUGCAUUUCUAAUUGAUGUCUUAUUAAUAUUUUACUCUAUCACCUGCCAAUCAUCCAACUGCCAUCGAUCAACUACCGAGAACUGUGCAUCCGUGUAUAAUCUAUCUAAAUUCCGUGCAAGCCCUUCUAGAUUGUAGAAAUUGGCGAUCGCGGUCGAGAAAAAGUACAAGUAUAUUCACACCUUAGGGGUUAACUUCCUAUUCCCGAUGUCGUCAAGCGCACCGAGUUGGCCCGGUGUACGUCCCGUUAAGACAUGCACGGAAUGCAAACAGUCGAAGCUUCGGUGCGAUUCAAAGGACAUGUUCCCAAAUCCUUGUUCUAGGUGUCAGGCAAGAAAACUGACUUGUACGGUUGACCCGUCUUUUCGGAGGACACCGGCUCGAAAGCGUCUUGAAGCCAUGUCAAGGGAGCUGCGAGAACUUCGUGAUCAAAGAAUAUCGAAUUCUCGUGCAGGCUCCACUACGAGCCCGGACCCAGAAUCUACUCGUUCGCAAGACUCGUCUUGUAAUACAUCGCAGCCAUCCGCUGCUAUUCUACUAGAAGAUUUCGAGCUAUUGGGAUUGGAAACCUUUGAGCUUGGUGGUGUCACGAUAGAUAAGCAAUCCGUGGUUGAGAUGUUCAAGCUAUUCACCACACUCUUUCAUCCACAUCUUCCAAUAUUAGGACCAAUAUCACUUAAGAAUAUUCACCAUUCCCAUUCCUUCCUCUUCUGGACGAUCAUAAUCAUUGUUGCGCUACGUGCGCCUUUGCCAACAGACGAAAAUCUAUUCAACAGACUCCAUGACCCGUAUAUGGUAAUGCUUAGCACUGAGAUUCUACAAGCACCGAUGCCGCUAAGCAAGAUUCAAGCCAUCUUGUUCCUUUGCGUAUGGCCGAUGCCCGUAUUACAUCAAAGGGAUGACCCAAGUUGGCUCUAUUGUGGGAUCGCCGUGAACGCUGCUCUUUAUAUGAGCCUUCAUCGAUCGACUCCAAAAUCAGGUAUUACUCCUUCAUUGUAUAGUGUCGGCGUUAUAUCUGGUAGCCCUCGCGAGAGAACAAACACGUGGCUUGGCUGCUUCUACGUCAGCACCUCUCUCAGCAUGCACCUCGGUCUCCCACCGAUGAUCAAUACUCCAUCUGACCUCGCAUCGGUUCGUGCGAUUCUCGGUGAACAUGGCAUACCAAAAGAAUUUGCUCUCCAGAUUCGGAUACUCCUUAUCAUGGCAGGUUUCGGCAAUGUCCUUGCACAUAACUCAAAUGAUGGCGUAGUUGACUCCUCGGUCACUCAGCUUCUUGAUGGUGAACUCGACACCCUUAGGAUUACAUAUCCUGAGGGAUGGUCAAGCACGACUGACUAUGCGGUUAUGGUCGUCAAAAUGCACGUUUAUACCCUGGUAAUAACACGGUCCAGAUCCGGUGCUAGUUCUAAGGACAUACUACUUAAGCUGGGCCUAGCGGCCUCCCUUCGAAUUAUCCACCUGGCAAAUUUGAGAUUUCACGAAAGGCCGGAUAAGUCCCAAACCAUGUCUACGGUAGAGCGCGAAAGGACUUUGCCAAAGGAUUACUUCAGGGCACUUGCUUUUGCGACAAUAUUCCUGCUCAGAUACUUCGGUCUGAACAAUGGUAAUAGUAGUGCGGAGGAACAACAGCUAGCGGCGAACCAUGUGAUCAUGUCGCAUACUAUUUUUAAAACUAUAACGAAGCACGCUCGAGAUGAAUACGACAGAGUUGCAAGUCUCUUUGAAACGCUUUGCAAGCAAGCACCUGCUCCCCCAGAUGCGGGCAAAUCCAGUGUCACUGGUCGAAUGGGGGUAUCUAUCUUACUGGACGCGAUCAACGCUGCUCGGGAAAUACGAGGGUUUCCCAUUGAAAUGCCAGAACCGGAGGCUCCAAAUAUAGCUGAAAGCUUAGUAGGGCCUAGUACUAUCCCGCACGCGGACGUUUUCGACGCCACCUCUCAAUUAGUAGAGCCGUGGCAGUCAGAUCUCGCAUUUGCGAACAUGUUUUGGGGAGACCCUACAUGGGAUGUCUACAACAUGUCCACAGAUACUCCCCAGUACCACCCAGGCCCAGGGUUAUAAUUAUGUAUUAUUGUAUAUAGAGAACAUAAAUCACGAGCACAUAGACGAGACAACCAUCGGUCAUCUGCAUCAAUUUUUAGGACACCCCCUUUUUCAGCGGGGUGGGGUGGGGGUGGUGCAGGGUACAGGGUGCACCCCACUAAAUACC
Molecule: messenger RNA, 2239 nt
Organism: Annulohypoxylon maeteangense
Lineage: Eukaryota; Fungi; Ascomycota; Sordariomycetes; Xylariales; Hypoxylaceae
Exons: 5
Coding region: 238-2091 (617 amino acids)
Biological process (GO): regulation of DNA-templated transcription; DNA-templated transcription
Cellular component (GO): nucleus
Molecular function (GO): zinc ion binding; DNA-binding transcription factor activity, RNA polymerase II-specific; transcription cis-regulatory region binding
Source: RefSeq, a predicted model, not a curated record